CAUGGAGGAGAUAGCCAAACAAGUGGAGGAGACAUCUACUCUGUGUGACACUACACAGGCAAAGGAACAACUGCCAUGAAAUGACAGACUGACGCACCGGAGGGAGAUUGGUCCGUUUUCCCAGCGCUCAGUGAAGCCACCAGUUUCUCCUCACUGAGCUGUGACGCAGCCGGGAGGAGGGCUCCGCCGCGCGCAUAAAUAAGCAGCUCCUAUACCGGACUUCAGACAGAAACACACAGCAGAGCCAAACGCGAGCAUCUGAGCUGAUAGAGGGCGGUUCAACUUGCCUUUUUACGCACAACAUCCAGAGAAAAGCAAAGUGUAAUCAUGAUCAAGAAGAUGUCGCCGUCCGAAAGCGAUUUUGACAUCCCAGCAAAGAACUGCUACAGGAUGGUGAUUUUGGGAUCCACCAAAGUUGGGAAAACGGCCAUCGUGUCUCGUUUUCUGAACGGGAGGUUCGAUGAGCAGUACACGCCGACCAUCGAGGACUUUCACAGGAAACUGUACAGCAUCAAGGGAGACGUUUACCAGCUUGACAUACUGGAUACAUCAGGGAACCACCCUUUCCCCGCCAUGAGGAGACUAUCCAUACUGACAGGCGACGUUUUCAUCCUCGUCUUCAGUCUGGACAACAGAGACUCCUUCCAGGAGGUGCAGCGGCUCAAGCGUCAAAUCUUCGAGACCAAGUCGUGCCUGAAAAACAAAAUAAAAGAGAACAUCGACGUGCCUCUGGUGAUCUGCGGGAACAAGGGCGACCGAGAGUUUUACCGGGAGGUGCAGCAGGAAGAGAUCGAGCAGCUGGUGGCUGGGGACGAGAAGUGCGCUUACUUCGAGAUCUCCGCCAAGCGCAACGAGAACGUGGAUAAGAUGUUUCAGACUCUGUUCACCCUGGCCAAGCUACCUCACGAAAUGAGCCCCGACCUCCACCGGAAAGUGUCCGUGCAGUACUGCGACAUGCUGCACAGAAAGUCGCUCAAAAACAAGAAGAUGAAGGACAUUGGGGAGGCGUAUGGUAUGGUGACUCCGUGCGCACGGAGACCCAGCGUGCACAGCGAUCUCAUGUACAUUAAAGAGAAAGCUAUAGGCGGCGGCCAGGGGAAAGACAAAGAGAGAUGUGUGAUCAGCUAAGCAGAGCGUGAUGCAUAAACUCAACACAGAUCUUUGAAUGAAGGAACCUGGUGCGUCAGCUUGAGAGGCGACCCGUGCAGCCGGCUGCGCUCAGACUGACACGGGAGGUGUGGAGACGCAGGGGCCGCCGCCGCGCGCUCUGACACAGGCGCCCUCUCCAGGGACACUGACUGGACACGCGAGUCCGCUCGGAGAAAACGCAAAACAGACAUUUUAGAGAAUGUUUGCUUGUGCUGUCAAUCAGAGCCCAAUGUGACGUGGCUUCAUACCUUGUGAGACUCGCGCAUCAAUGCGUAAAAUGUGUUUUGUUGACGUCAUGCCUUUACAGAUGCCAAAGGGGAGAGAGAAUAGACCUUGGCUCAGAAAGUGCAAUGUUUGGGGG
Messenger RNA from Plectropomus leopardus (leopard coralgrouper), 1510 nucleotides. Its product is annotated as dexamethasone-induced Ras-related protein 1-like. NCBI's taxonomy places the organism in Eukaryota, Metazoa, Chordata, Actinopteri, Perciformes, Serranidae. The record is from RefSeq and is a predicted model, not a curated record. Gene Ontology annotation, molecular function: GTP binding; GTPase activity; G-protein beta-subunit binding. Gene Ontology annotation, biological process: signal transduction.